Messenger RNA from Haliaeetus leucocephalus (bald eagle), 1119 nucleotides. RefSeq names its product C-type lectin domain family 18 member A-like. The transcript has 11 exons. The record is from RefSeq and is a predicted model, not a curated record. NCBI's taxonomy places the organism in Eukaryota, Metazoa, Chordata, Aves, Accipitriformes, Accipitridae. The coding region runs from base 1 to 1119 and encodes 372 amino acids.
AUGAAGCUCUUGGUGCUCCUGGUUUCUAACCUCCUCGUGUUUAGAGUGGGUGAGACGGGGUCGGAUGCUCUGGAGAAGUUGUCCGCGCUGGCUCCGGGAGCUCUCAGCAUGAAGGAGAGCUUCCUGGUGCUCUCCCUGCACAACAAACUGAGGAGCAAAGUACAGCCCCCCGCCGCCAACAUGCAGAAGCUGGAGUGGAGCGAGGAACUGGGGCGGCUAGCCGGGGCGCGGGUGGCCAGCUGCCUGGAGGAAAGGGGCGUGGUUUGGCUGUGUGGGCGGGGCAGGGAGCUGGUGCCAGGUGGGCAGCCGCCUCCAGCUGCCUGCGGCGACAGGGGCAACUGGGAGGUGGCGGGGACGCCUGUCCUGCCCUACAAGCAGGGGCCCUGGUGCUCCCUCUGCACUGCUGGCCUCUCCGGCUGCUUCAAGUCCUGGGACCACGGCGGUGGGCUCUGCGAGGUGCCCAGGAACCCCUGUCGCAUGAGCUGCAGGAACAGCGGGCACCUCGACAUGAGCAGCUGCCAGUGCAUCUGUCCCCCCGCCUACACGGGCAGGUACUGCCAAGUAAGGUGCAGCGGGCAAUGCCUGCAUGGGAAGUUCAGGAAGGAGGAGUGCUCCUGCCUCUGCGACGUGGGCUACGGCGGAGCUGAGUGCGGCACGAAGAUUCGGUUCCCUUUCCACGCCUGCGACGUGAGGAUAGACGAUGACUGCUUCAUGGUGUCCUCUGAGGCCAAUACCUACUAUGGAGCCAAAAUAAAGUGCCAGGAGAAAGGGGCGAUGCUGGCCCAGAUCAGAAACCAGAAGGUCCAGGACAUCCUGUCUUUCUACCUCAGCCGCUUGGAGACUGGUAACAGGGUAACAGACACCGAUUUCGAGACCGGGAACUUCUGGAUAGGUCUCACCUACAAGACAUCCAAGGCUUCCUUCCGCUGGGAUGUGGGCGAGCCAUCCUCCUUCACCAGCUUUGCUUUUGGGCAGCCAGACAACCAGGGGUUCGGGAACUGUGUGGAGAUGCAAGCGUCAGCCGCCUUCAACUGGAAUGACCAGCGCUGCAAGACCCGAAACCGGUACAUCUGCCAGUUUGCCCAGGAGCACAUCUCCCUGUGGCAGCAGGACCCCUGA